AAUCAGCAAACAGUAUGUCUUCACUGAGCCUCUGAGCAGAUCACUAAACGUUCACUAGCACGCCAAAGGGCUCAGCAGUGAAGAGGAGGGUCCAUCAGUAUGUUGUCAGAUCUGGAGAGCGUUGAGCCGCACACCCAAAAUGUUGCGACACAAGUUUCUCUUGACGGGAAGUGGGCGGUCCUACCACGGAACCACUGACUCCGACGUGACGGAAAAUACAGUAAAACUCUUGUUUUCACGAUGGUUAGAUUUGCGCACUAUAUACAUAUGUAAUCAAUGUAGCAGAGUUCGCACGGGGACCAUCGUUGUAGCCCGUUUGCUAACCAUCGCCAUGGUGUCUGCGAGAGCGCUCCAGCUGUUGGCGUUAGCCUGCAUUGCCUCUGCUCUACCUGCUGGAGCUGAAAUCAACAACUAUUUGGUGAUAGCCCCACAGUCUCCGUUGCUAGAGAUUGGGACUAACUUCACGGCUACAUGCAUGAUCAUCAACACAGCCGAAGUGACAGCAGAUGACCUCUACUGGAAUCUGUCUCAGACUACUGUACCAAAAGAACAGUACACCAAGAUCAACGAAUCCGCUCUCAGCGUCACCAUCCCCAUCACCAUCACCAGUGAAAAUCCUCAAUGGUUGUAUUGCUUCUGCAAGAAAAAGUCGCCCUAUUUGGCCCUGAACGAAGGCAAAUUUAUACACGGGAUUUCCUUAACGAAAGGCUAUCGUCCGAGGAAGCCUGAGAAUCUGUCCUGUCAGGCCGUUCAGGAGAAGACGUACAUCUCUAAAACCAUGACGUGUUGGUGGGACCCAGUAGGACUUCAAACCGCAGAAGUCCCUACAACAUAUACACUUCAUGUUGCAAUGAACUCUCCCCAGGCCUAUAAUGUGUCGACCAAUAACAACAGUACCCAAGUGGAUUUUGCGGAAACUUUCCCCAAUCAUAUGCUACUGGAGAUCUGGGUGGAGGCACACAAUAAACUGGGGAAAAUACAGUCUGAGCAUCUGAAAGAAGAUGCCGGCUGGUUUGUGAAAACAAACCCUCCAUCAGAUGUCAAAGUAAUUUCAGAGAACAAUUUCCCCAAAUCCCUUCUGAUGAACUGGACUCAUCCUAUUGCUUAUGUAUAUGUGAUGUUAACAUAUAAAAUAAGAUUCUGCCCAAAUGGAUCUGAAAAUUGGACUUAUGUACCUCUUGUUGACACUGACAAGGACAUACAGUCCUUCAGACUCCAGAACCUUCGGCCAGACACAGUGUAUGUCACUCAGGUGUGCUGCAAAAACGGUAGGGAGGGUCAUGGUUACUGGAGCAACUGGAGUAACAACGCUACCCAGAGAACACCGGAGGACCGACCAGGUAAACCGGAUUUAUGGAGAACCAUUGCUGAGGGUGACCGUAUAAAUGAACGACAAGUGAAGUUUAUUAGUAAGGAUCCUGUAUUUGCCAAUGGGAGGAUAAGAAGAUUCAACAUAAUGAUUCAACACCAAAAGGAUAAAGUGAAGAAUGGGAGUUUGGAGUGGGGAAGUUUCUCAGUCAACAAGUCGGACAGCGGCUCUAUCACCGACCUUAAACAGAUUCACCUGGCUGACAAGAAAUCUGUGAAAGUGUACGUCAACGCUGUCAAUUCUGUGGGGAUCUCUGAUAAUGCAACGUUGGUCAUCUUAGAAAAAGCACACGAGCUCGCCCCAGUUGGAGAGCUGAAGGUGUGGCCCCAUGCAGGCCAGCUGUGGUUAAAGUGGAAACCCCCCAACAGCACAGCUCUGUCAGAGUACGUGGUGGAGUGGGUCAAUGGUGAGCAGACAGACUGGCAGAGGGAAAACAAACACAAGAAUAUCACUGCCAUUAAAGGCAACCUUGAAAAGUUUGUUUGCUACAACGUAUCUGUGUAUCCAAUAUACUCCGGACGGAUUGGGAAGCCAGCAAUCAGAGCAGCCUUUCUGGAGCAAGGAGCUCCAUUGGAAGCCCCCGCUGUUAGAUUGAGCGGUAAACCAGGACGUAAUGAGGCAGAGCUGGUCUGGAACGAGAUCCGCCAAAGCAAUCGGCGAGGCUUCAUCACAAACUACACCAUAUUCUACACAAGUGGAACUGUAAUACACCAAAUAACCGUGCCAGCUGACACCAUCUCAUGCACUCUAAAGUCGCUGACAGGCAACACCAAGUACGACACUUGGAUCAGAGCCUCAACCAUCACCGGCUCAGCCACCAGCUUCAAUCACUCAUUCACCACUCUGAAAUAUGCACCAGGAGAGAUGGAGGGCAUUGUGGUCGGAGUGAGCCUUGGCUUUCUGUUCGUUGUUAUCGUGACCAUGCUGCUCUGCGUCUACAAAAAGGAUGCGAUCAAGGAGAAUUUUUGGCCUCAGAUUCCAAACCCUGGAGAGAGCACUAUUGGAAACUGGUCUCCUGAUUAUCCUUUGAAAGCAGAGACACCAAAGGAGAACUGUCUGUGUGGUGUCAGUGUGCUCGAUGUGGAUGUGUGCGAUGGGAAAUGCGUGUUCGAGGAGGACAAGGCCAGCCUCCCCCUGAAGAAGGACAAGUACCUGUCCGAGGAGCACAGCAGCGGCAUCGGGGGCUCCUCCUGCAUGUCCUCGCCCCGCCAGAGUGUGUCCGACAGCGACGAGGGCGGCGACAUGGCCGACACCACGGCCAGCACCGUUCAGUACUCCUCGGUGGUGGCCUCCAACGGCUACAAGGGUCAGACCCCGAACCCCCAACCCCAGCAGGCUAUUUUCUCACGGUCCGAGUCAACACAGCCCCUGCUGGACUCUGAGGAGAACCCAGACACGUUGCUGCAGGAGGGCAGCAGACAGUCCCAGCGUUUCCCCCGACGGCCCUGCUCCAAACAUGGCAUCGGUGACGGCGCCAACCCUGCUGACUUCACGGAGCAGCAGGAGGCGCUGGAGCCUCUGGACUUCUGUCCCCUGGAAGAGGACUGUGAGCAGGCGACACCUACUGACGGCCAGUCAGCGGCUCCGGCCUCCAGCUACAUGCCUCAGCUGGGUGGCUACAGGCCACAGUAGGAACGCAGACGGACUGAGAUGUGUCAUCUAUGUGAAUGCUUCUGUGCCUUUUGUUAAAUAGGCAAAUGUUUUGCUUAACUUAUCUUAAUGAGGUCAAUGUUGAUUGCACGAUGCAAUGGCUUUAGAAUAAUGUUUCCAUUCAUUCCCUAUAAGCCUGGUUACUCACAAUGCUGCAGUCUGCCACUGGCUUGGAUCUCCAUGUAAAAGCGAAGGCUUAAUUUACGGCACCAAGGAAUACCCCAAAACAGGAAGAGGACAGUGUUUUUCUUACCCUGGUAGCUAUCACCACUGACCAAAGAUUAUCAGGUCAACUAACCGGCGUAGUGGAAAUGGCAAACGGAGGAUCAACUGAAGUAACUGCGGGAAAAAAAUGCAGUGUGUCCUGUGCAAUGGGUCGAAUCCUCUUUUCCAAUAAAAGUAGCUAGCUCCAACGUCACACCAAAACCCCAAGGAAAGAGGCAAAUUUGACAUAGGGGCCAAAUGGCGGAAUUACAACCAUCCGUAUCCGUCAUGUGACCCUAUGGGAAACCAUAGGACUUUUCCCCCCUUGGCUUAGAUUGGAAUAGAGACUGAAUGAACCCCAAUUCAUUAGGUCCGAGAAGUUUUAAAAUGCUUGAAUGCAGAGUUAUUUUCCUUCCUCUGUUUCUGUGAAUGAGAACAAGGCAGGACUGAGGGCUGGAAGGCGGGGCUAAAGGCAACGUUGGCAUUCAUGCUCUAUGGAUCAAGUGAUGAGGACGAUCCACAUACUUUCAUCUGAAUUCUUUGCUCAAAAUGUAAACACUUUUUUGCUUCAAGCGCUGCUCAGCAACUUUUAAUAGGAAGGAACAGCAUGCCAGUUCUCUAUAAGUUCAUCAUUCACUCAAGUCAUUUGCAUAAAGCUUAAAGUUGGCAGAAGAGCCUGUGAUUAUUCUGAGCAGCAUUGGGAUUGAAUAAUAUAUAUUUUAAUAUGUCUUGCUUUUUUCCUCCUGAAAGUUGCCAAAUUUGUCGCCAGUUGUAAUCUGGAAAACGAGCGUUAUCUUUGCAACAGCAGCUCAACAAUAAUAGCAUCUGGAAACGCUACAGAGGGAUUUGAAAAUUUUGUCUAUUGCUAUGUUAAUGUCAUAAUUUUUUACACGUAACCAAGUAUAAAUACUUCAGAUGCUUUGGGAGAGUUACACUUUAAUGGGAAUUAGAGCUUGUAGUUUACAACUUUGCACUCACGUACAAAACUUCCACAGCCACAUCUUUAUAGUUCAUAAAACCCCAAACAUACUCAUACGUAUGUUCAGUAUAUGGCACAUGUUGCGUUUGUGAACCACAAGUUUCAGUAGUGCUACAGCAGGCGGAUUGAGGAUGAAGCUGUCUCUGAUUGAGCAGUGUUUUGCUGUAGCGCCCUCAUGUGGACGGCUUUACUUCUACAGGGAUGUUACAGUUGGUCACCAGAGCAUUGUCACUUAAAAUACGUUGAGUGUGUACUCUGUCUUUAGUACAUUCUCUGCACAUGAAUGUAAUCAAGUAACAAAGAUCACGUUGACAUGUAUGGGCUGUCAGUGCAGGUUCAAUACAAAAGUACAUUUUAAAAGCCAGUGUGUAGAAUUAAGGGGGAUCUAUUAGCAGAAAUGGAAAAUAAUAUUCAUAGCUAUGUUUUUAUUAGUAUAAAAUCCCCUGAAACAGAGUUGUUGUGUUUUCGUUAUAAUAAAGGGAGUCCUUCUUAUCUACAUAAAAAGCAGGUCCUCUUGGCGUCCGCCAUGAUUAACAUCCAUGUUUCUACAGGAACCCAGAAUGGACAAACCAAACUCUGGCACUAGAAAGGGACAAAUAAAUUGAAAUGUUACCUGAGGGCCACAGUAGUUCUCGAUACGUUUGGGAAGGGAGGGGAGUUCAGGACUUCCUGUAAGUCGCUUUGGAUAAAAGCGUCUGCUAAAUGACUGUAAUGUAAUGUAAUGUAAGUUCAGCUGGAUGCAAUCAGCAACCUCACCACUAGAUGUCACUAAAUCCUACACACUGCUCCUUUUAACUGCUUUUGAAAAUCAGAAAUAGGAAAUGGGAAAAUUGAAUACAUAUUUGAGCUAUGUAUAGUUUGGAGCUCACAUGGCAAUUAUUUAGUUUAAGGAUCACUCUACUGCUUUAUUUGUAUAUAUGGUCCUUAAUGAAGCAGAAGGGACUCUCGUUACAGCCGGCAGUGACAGUCUGUGGUCAAACCCUCUCAUCACAGUCCGUCAGAGAAAGCAUUACCUUUUCAUUUCUUCUCAUCCUACAAUGUUCAAACAUAGUAUUAAAUGUGCUAUGGUCCUCUGAGGACGACAUGGACCUCAUACUGUGCUCUGUUACUUUCUACCAACAUCAGUGUACAGCUUCGAGUCAUUAUUCUUUAUUAGCAAACAUUCACUGUGACCUGGUCUCAGCAGCCAAAAGGUCUAAAUGGCUUCACUGGUCUGUUUUUUUUGGACUGCAGAGAGAAGACAUUUUUCAUUUCAACAUUUAUUUGACAGAUGUGUAGAAACGGGGGAUAGGGACAGAGUUAUGACAUGCAACAGUGGUCAAUAAAAAAAAAAGGAAUAAGUUGCUAUGUGAAAACUAGGAAAAUUGCUGACUGAGUAGUCCGCCCUCGUCGAAUGUUAUUUACUUUUUUCAAAGCACUAUUUCAAUGUGAACCGUUGCAGAGGUUAUCCAUUUCAUUACCUACUGACAAGUUUAAGGGUUUCUCUGUUUUGAAACGCUGUAAACGAUGAUUAUGAAAUAAAUGUUUUAACCAAUGUGUCGAUGUCAGCCGGUGU
Anoplopoma fimbria (sablefish) is the source of this 5757-nucleotide messenger RNA. RefSeq names its product interleukin 6 cytokine family signal transduce (gene il6st). The transcript is spliced from 16 exons. The coding region runs from base 140 to 3001 and encodes 953 amino acids. Gene Ontology annotation, biological process: cytokine-mediated signaling pathway. Gene Ontology annotation, molecular function: cytokine binding; cytokine receptor activity. The record is from RefSeq and is a predicted model, not a curated record. Lineage: Eukaryota; Metazoa; Chordata; Actinopteri; Perciformes; Anoplopomatidae. Gene Ontology annotation, cellular component: signaling receptor complex; external side of plasma membrane; membrane.